Hippopotamus amphibius kiboko is the source of this 1385-nucleotide messenger RNA. RefSeq names its product cathepsin L (gene CTSL). The transcript has 8 exons. Gene Ontology annotation, biological process: immune response. The record is from RefSeq and is a predicted model, not a curated record. The coding region runs from base 122 to 1123 and encodes 333 amino acids. Gene Ontology annotation, molecular function: cysteine-type endopeptidase activity. Gene Ontology annotation, cellular component: lysosome. NCBI's taxonomy places the organism in Eukaryota, Metazoa, Chordata, Mammalia, Artiodactyla, Hippopotamidae.
AGCGGAAUCCCAGUGCCUUAAAUCGCCGAGCACUUGCUCCCACCGCCUAACCCCAGACGCCCCUGGAUCCUCAGUUUCUGGCUGCGGCUGCGCAGCGGCGCCGUCCGCAGGUUUUUAAAACAUGAAUCCUUCACUCCUCCUGACUGCCCUUUGCUUGGGAAUAGCCUCAGCUGCUCCGAAACUCGAUCACAGUUUAAGCGCACAGUGGAUAGUCUGGAAGGCAACACACGGGAAACAGUACGGCUUGAAUGAAGAAGGAUGGAGGAGAGCAGUGUGGGAGAAGAAUCUGAGAAUGAUUGACCUGCACAACCUGGAAUACAGCCAAGGGAAACAUGGCUUCACCGUGGCAAUGAAUGCCUUUGGUGACAUGACCAAUGAAGAAUUCAGGCAGGUGAUGAAUGGUUUUCGAAACCAGAAGCACAAGAAAGGGAAAGUAUUCCAUGAACCUGUGUCUGCUUCAGCUCCCUCAUCUGUGGACUGGAGGGAGAAAGGCUAUGUAACUCCCGUGAAGAAUCAGGGUGACUGUGGUUCUUGUUGGGCUUUUAGUGCCACUGGUGCUCUUGAAGGACAGAUGUUCCGGAAAACUGGCGAACUGGUUUCACUGAGUGAGCAGAACCUGGUGGACUGUUCUAGGCCUGAAGGCAAUCAGGGUUGCCAUGGUGGCCUAAUGAAUAAUGCCUUCCAGUAUGUUAAGGACGUUGGAGGUCUGGACUCAGAGGAAUCCUAUCCAUACCGUGCAAGGGAUGGAUCCUGCCACUACGAUCCUAAGCAUUCUGCUGCCAACGACACUGGUUUCGUGAACAUUCCUCAGCAAGAGAGCGACCUUAUGAAGGCAGUGGCAACUGUGGGCCCCAUCUCUGUUGCUAUAGAUGCAAGGCAUCUAUCCUUCCAGUUCUAUGAAGGAGGCAUUUAUUAUAAUCCAAAAUGCCACAGCUACGAUCUGGAUCAUGCUGUUCUGGUGGUUGGCUAUGGCUUUGAAGGAACAGACCCAGAUGACAAGAAAUAUUGGCUUGUCAAGAACAGCUGGGGUACAGGUUGGGGCAUGAAAGGCUACAUAAAGAUGUCCAAAGACCGGGGCAACAACUGUGGAAUCGCCAGCGCGGCCAGUUAUCCUACUGUCUAAAUCUCAAAGGCUAGAUUGAGAACAGAACAUCCAGAGAAAGAAUUUCCUCCUAAAACUGACCAGACCUUAUUGUGUGGGAUGAAACACUUGAAUCAUUGAAGAUCCAAGUUGUGAUUUGAAUUCUGUGACAUUUUAUGCUGGUGAAAUGUUACCAUUUCUUUAAUACUGCUGUAAAUAGGUUUGUAUGAUCGACUUGCCUAAUGAAUUUUGAAUUUUCAUGUUUUAAAAGGCUGUAUAAAGUUUUACCUUCUACAAUAAAACA